Drosophila ficusphila is the source of this 371-nucleotide messenger RNA. RefSeq lists its product as uncharacterized. The record is from RefSeq and is a predicted model, not a curated record. NCBI's taxonomy places the organism in Eukaryota, Metazoa, Arthropoda, Insecta, Diptera, Drosophilidae. Bases 24 to 335 code for a protein of 103 amino acids. The transcript is spliced from 2 exons.
CACAGUCUUUCUGUAACUUCGACAUGAGGUUCACUUUGUUUGCUUUUGUGGUUAUCUUUGCUCUUGGCUUUUUGGGUCAGCAUCAAUCAAAUGCUGACUGUAAUGCCGCAACUUCAAAUCAUUGGAAGAAUGAUGACGACUUGGACGAAGGAAGUUGCCCGUCGAAAGAAACAGAUGAGAAUGAAUUCAAGGACACUGAUGAAGCAGAAUCGGAUAUUCGUAACAUUUUAAAUGACGAGCCGGAAACGGAAGUUCAGCAGCCUGUAUAUGUAACCAUAAUUAAAUUUAUUAAGUUUGUAUGGGAGUUUGUAAAAGCGUGGUGGAGCUGGCAAUAAUAAAGGCGAUAAGGCGAAUCUGCCAGCAGAGCCAAA